Molecule: messenger RNA, 3319 nt
Organism: Anarrhichthys ocellatus (wolf-eel)
Lineage: Eukaryota; Metazoa; Chordata; Actinopteri; Perciformes; Anarhichadidae
Gene: gk5
Product: glycerol kinase 5
Exons: 17
Coding region: 293-1882 (529 amino acids)
Biological process (GO): phosphorylation; triglyceride metabolic process; glycerol-3-phosphate biosynthetic process
Cellular component (GO): mitochondrion
Molecular function (GO): phosphotransferase activity, alcohol group as acceptor; kinase activity
Source: RefSeq, a predicted model, not a curated record
CAGGAAUUUCAGCUUUAGGCGAUUCACCCACGACAACUUUCAGUAUCUCCCCCUGAACAGAGUGACACUACAGUGUACGGGAUCACUGCUAUGAGCACAUAUAUGGUAGAACUGGAACUGGACAAAGAAUCCGCGGUACAAAGGUUACGUUGCAGCCUCAGCACGUCAACUCACUUUAUGUAGAUAAGGUAUCGAUUCCGGUCAUCCAUUCAGGCUGUACACAAGACCAAUAUGAGCUGACCAUGGAGGAUGUGGGACUGAUUUGAGGACCAGUAGGACAUACGUUUCAACAAUGGGAAGUCAGAGGAACGGUUUCAAGAAGGAAUGCUUCAUUUUGUCAGUGGACGUUGGGACAACAACAAUCAGAUGUCACGUCUAUGACAAGGAGGCAAAUGUCCGAGGAUCAUGCUCCACCAAGGUUGUUCCCUUGUAUCCAGAAGUAGGACAUGUGGAGAUGGACCCAGAUGCAAUUUGGGAAGGUUUUAUCACUGUGGUCAAAGGAGCUGUGCGAGAUGCAGGAAUACAAAUGCGUCAGAUAGGUGCCUUGGGCAUCUCCACUCAACGAGGCACCUUCACAACAUGGGACAGGAAAACUGGGGUUCCUUUCCAUAACUUCAUCAGCUGGCAGGAUCAGAGGGCUGCAGACCUGGUGAAAUCCUGGAACAGAUCCUGCACAAUGAAAGCAAUCAAGGGCAUUAUGAAGGUGCUCUACUUCCUGACCAGGCAGAAGCGGGUGCUUGCAGCAAGUCUUAUUGUCUUCUGCACUCAACAUGUCACCUUCCGCCUCGUCUGGGCCCUAACACACUACAAACAGGUUCUUCAAGCAGCAGCUGAAGGCAACUGCUGCUUUGGAACAACAGACACCUGGCUCCUGUUCAAACUCACGAAAGGGCGGGUUCACGCCACAGACUACUCGAAUGCCAGUUCAACAGGAAUCUUCGACACUUACCAGAUGUGCUGGAGUGGCUUUCUCAGCUCUCUUCUUUCUCUGCCGCUCUCUAUUUUCCCCAAAGUAGAAAAUACAGACCAUGACUUUGGUUCCACAGACCCGUCCAUCUUAGGAGUGUCCAUUCCCAUCAUGUCAGUGAUGGCGGACCAGCAGGCAGCCAUGUUUGGAGAGUGCUGCUUCAACGUCGGUGAUGUCAAGAUCACUAUGGGAACGGGCACCUUCAUGGACAUCAACACCGGGAACAAACCGCAUACGUCCAGAGCGGGUCUGUAUCCUGUGGUGGGUUGGAAGAUUGGCUCAGAGGUGGUGUAUCUGGCAGAGGGCAAUGCAGCCGACACCGGCACUGCAAUCAAAUGGGCUCAGGAGCUCGAGCUCUUCUCUGACGUCCAGGAGACCAGCGACAUGGCUUACAGUGUCAGCGACUCGGACGGAGUGUGUUUUGUUCCUUCCUUCAGUGGCCUGCAGGCUCCUCAUAAUGAUCCCAAAGCGUGUGCCUCCCUCAUGGGCCUCAAACCUUCUACCACUAAAAGUCAUCUGGUCCGAGCCAUUCUGGAGUCUAUCGCCUUUCGGAACAAGCAGCUAUAUGAGUUAAUGCUGAGAGAAACUUGCAUUCCCAUCACAAAGAUCAGGGUGGAUGGCGGUGUUUCCUCCAACGACUUUAUCGUGCAGCUGACUGCAGACCUGUUUGGCAGAAAGGUAGCGAGACCCCAACACUACGAGAUGUCGUGUUUAGGGGCUGCUUUUCUCGCUGGACUUGGAAUGGGCUUCUGGAGGACCAGGGAAGAGCUGAACAAGCUGCAGAGCACCGAAAAGACGUUUUUGCCACAAGGGGCACCCAAGGGCGGUGCUUGCAGCCCGAGUCGGGAAUACAUCCCUGCCCUCCAUAGCUGGGAGAGAGCUCUCCGGCGCUCCAUGAAUUGGUACAAGCCUUGAGACCGGAGGGACACACGGGGAGAUCCUAGGUUUGACAGAGACAUGAGUUUUUGGUUCACAGCCUUGAAUUGUUGUCCACAUACAGACUACCUUUUACUUGAUUUCUUCAUGCCAUAGCGUCCUCGUCCUUCCUUCAAUCCACAUCUCAAGGCACUGGUGCCUCAUCUUAUUACAGUAUGUUAUCCAGCCGGGAUAAUAUUUGUACAUGUUCCCACACGGGGGCACUAAUGACUGGCUUCAUUUAUGAACCGCCAUAGUAACCGCAUGCCACAUGAUAUGAAGGACAUUGAUUACCUUAACUGAUCCACUGUUAGAAAAAAAGAGAUAAAGAGCUCUCUAAAUAAGAAGCAGAAUUUCAGCAUAAAUAAUGUUAGUAUUUGUCUUUUUAACAUAGUUGUAUCUUCUUAAAUUAACAGUAUUUUCUCUUUGUUAUUUGAAGAAAAUAUUUGUCCUCUAGAGAAAACAUAUAGUCACACAUGUCGCCUUUUGGAAAUCUGGAGCAGCUUCAUUUUUAUAAUCAUAUAUUUUAGCUGCAGGCUACACAGCCCUCAUCCUCAAACACAAUCAUGAAAUGUGAGGAUGUUGUUUAAAUGUGACUGGAACAUGAACUAAUAGCAUAUAUGCUUCGACCUGUGUCAGGGAAUCCUACUGGAUUUUAGUAUUUUAGCACCAUGUUGUCGGAAAUGCUUAUUGGCGCGUUCCUCACAUCUCCAUUGGAAAUAACUAGAAAAGUGUGUUUGUUUAAGUUGACUGUGAGAGGGAUUCGUUUAGGUAUGUGGGGAUUUGAAGAUUAAGCCUUUCUGUUAUAGCUGUCGUGUGGUUUGUGUCCGCUUACACAUAAAUUACAGAUUUUGCAUGUUCUGUUUAGAUCAAGUUGAUCAGGGAUAUAAAUAUGUACUGAACUGGCAUUAAACACAAUAAGAGAACAUGAAAAUCUGUAUUUCUUUUCAAUCCAUGUUUUGUAAUAAUUUCAGUUAUGAGUUUGUUAAUUGAAUUGUUCAAUAGUGUACAGCCUUGUUUAUGUCAUAUGAUAAUAUUUUUACUCGUCUUUUACAUGACCUGAUGAACUCUGAUGACAAAGAUACGAAUUGUAAUCAUGUUAUAAGAAAAUGCUAACAAAUUACUAGGAAAAUGUAAACUGUGAAUGUUGUUCUAGAUGUAUUCUAAUUUCUGGGUAUUGGUCAAUGUUUUUGCCUUUCCCAAUACUGUAAUAUCUUUUGUUUCUUAUGCAACGUGAUCUUAUGCAUAAUGCAAAAAUUAACACCUCAGAUGGAAUCGACAUUCCAUUUCUAACACUUGUACUUCGUUCAGUUGUUGAAUGGCAGAUGUCGUCCCCGAGCUGCUGGGACAGAACAAAUGAUACAUUUGUGUAAUCAAAAAUGUUUGUAAGUUUUUUGUAUGAUGUUGAAGAGCUAGUAUUAAAAAACCCGUAAAUGA